AUGAAAUCAAAGGAGCAGCUUUUUACGUUUAUAACCAUAUCUCUAGCAUUGUUCGUAUCCAGCAUGCUUUUUUUUGGUCCGUACUUGCAACCUCUAACAUCUUUUUUCAAGUCCACGCUCAAAGUGUACGAUGACAAAACACUUUUUUUCUACAUCAUGGCACUCGGAAACCUCAUGAUGUUAGUUUCGGUGUUUAUCAUCAGUCGAGUUUCAAAAGUCUUAGAAGUUAAAAAUUUGCAGCGCACGAUACACAAACCAGCACUGAAUUUGCCGCUUCUAUUCUUCACAUUUUCAAACGUGCUAUGUGCCUACAUAUCUGAGGUUGGCGAGGAGGUAAUGUUAAACAUGGUGGUAUGCUUAGCGGCUAAGUACACACUUUAUUUCUAUUUCACCAUCAUAUCAUCCAUUCUUACGGUAUAUGUUGAAAGUUUGAUAUUUUUCUUUAACCUGCUCCUUCUGGUUACCACGUUCUUACAAGGAUAUGAGAAGUUCGGUACUGUAUGGCAACAUGUUUUCAAGACUUUUUGAGAACCAGGCACUCUAUUAAAGAUGUUUUUUUCGCUUGAUGCGU
This is a messenger RNA of Vavraia culicis subsp. floridensis, 571 nucleotides long. RefSeq lists its product as uncharacterized. The transcript has a single exon. The record is from RefSeq and is a predicted model, not a curated record. The coding region runs from base 1 to 528 and encodes 175 amino acids. Lineage: Eukaryota; Fungi; Microsporidia; Pleistophoridae.